UACAACAUCUCCCUGUUACAAGGACCGGCUGCAGCUUUUUGAUUCACGUUUUAUCUUCACAUUUCUUGGAUAACUAUCAAGUUUUUUUCUAUACAACGCAACGCAACUUAAUUUAUUUAGUAAGACGUGUUCAGUUUUAUAAAUAAUAUUUUUGUGUCUUCAAAACAGUAGACUCUGAAGAUUAAAAUGAUACACGCAAGGUGUAUAUGUAGACGUCCCCCGCAGGUACUCUCUGGAUUGAAGUUCCUCUGAUCUUUGGAGCAGCACACUUAAAGCGGGUAUAGUGGUGCACACACUGGAUUUUUUAAACAAGGGAAACCUGCAAGGCAGAGGGGUUGCAAAUUAAUUCCUUUCACAUUGUGCAAAUAUUGCCUGUUCCAAUUUACGGAGAUCGUGGAUGUUGACUUGAAAAAGAAAGAGAAAAAAAUUACAGAAUUUCUGAUAUUUUUCAAAAACACGGAAACACCUAAUGCGGCAGACGCGGACUCCGUUUUACUUCGUAAAUUUGUCGUGGAGCUGGGAUUCCACGGCUCCUCCGGGAUAUUUCGCCUAAGGACAAUCGGCGGGGUUGUCCUCCACCUUUCCUGUACAGGGCUUUUAAAAACGUUGGAAACAGGUGUAUUUGAGAAACUCAAGAUGUCUCUUCUUCCUUCAAGAUUCAUCUACGUGUGUUUACAUUUCCUGGUCUUCUAUUUCCAGCUACAGGAAUCUCAGCAGAGCUCGGCCGAUUUCCGGUUUUACAUAGAGAACCACACACGGAACCCGGACGACCUGAGCCGAAAGCAGAUCCGGAUCUACCAGCUGUACAGCCGCACCACCGGGAAGCACGUGCAGAUCCUCGGAAAGAAGAUCAACGCCAACGGGGACGAUGGGGGCAAGUAUGCUCUCCUCGUGGUUGAGACGGAAACCUUUGGGAGUCACAUUCGAAUAAAAGGGAAGGAGAGUGGCUACUACAUCUGCAUGAAGAAGAAUGGAAAAAUCAUUGGAAAGCUCAAUGGGAGGAACCAGGAAUGUGUCUUCAUUGAAGAGUUUCUGGAAAACAACUACACAGCACUGGUGUCUGCCAAGUACAAAGGCUGGUACUUGGGCUUCAACCGGAAGGGAAAGCCCAAGAAAGGCUCACGAACGACGCAGACACAGCAAGAAGUUCAUUUCAUGAAACGGCAACCUAAGGGAAAAGUGGACCCGCUGGAGGAGUUCCGUUUUACCACAGUAACCAAACGGACACGUAGGGCGCGACGCUUAAAACCUAACCCCAAAACGAACUGAGGGACAGGUGAAUGGACAGGGAGCGACGACGCCCAUGGAGACCUCAACAGCCUUUUUGCCUUAAACAAUUAAGACGAUUGUUGAAAAGACAACAACAAAAGCAACAAUAGAGGAAAAAAAUAAAUUUUAAAAAGAUGUUUAUUUUUAUACUUGAGGAGCAUUAAAUAUCUCCCAACUGCUGAAUGAUUCUGGGUUCUUAUAAUAAUUAUUUGUCAGCGACUUUAUUUAUACUGGAUAGCUUAUGGAUUUAAGAAAAAAACUCAAACCAACACCUUUCAACAGCAACUACAACUUAAAAACAGGAGUUAUGUAUCUUUUUUAGAAAGAGGGGUUGAUUAUCAGAAACAUCUUGUGGAAAUCCUGAGAGGUUCACAAAGAAACGGAUCCCACUGAGAUCAGACACCACUGAGACCAAAAGGGACAGAGAUACUACCACAUAUGACACAGACUCUUUAGGUAUCUGCUUAGCUUGAAGUGCAAUAUUUUAUUUGAAAACAAACUUUAAAGAAUCACCCUUUUCCUUUGGUGGAGACAUUGUGUCAUGGUUUUCAUGAUCACCCCCAACUUCAGCUUGACCAGUGAGCUAUACUGGCUGGAAUGCUCUGAACUCACUGUGUACUGUAUUACUUUUUUUAUUGGAAUUUUUGUGCAACCUAUGAUUCCGCUUGAAGGACAAGCUUGGACUUGCCCAGUGUCAGCAAGUGACAGUAGUCUCUCAUGUAAACAGAAAGCUGGAGUGACUGAGAAAGCCCAGAGUAUUGCUACGCUUUGGAACAGUAGACCUGCUUUAACACUUUUGUUAUGGGUGGCACGGUUAAGCAGAAACAUAAAAAGUUCUCAACCAUCUCAUUGCCUUUUCACCCAAUCGGACUGGAUGCAUCGAUUGCUUUAUGAUAUCCAACACACAAUAUUAAAUUUAUUUGGUAGUUUUAUACCUCCAUAUGGCUUUAUUUCCUCUUGAUAGGGGAGCAUCCAUGGAACUAUCGUAUUACAAGAAGAAGCUUCCCUCUUAUCCUCACCUCUCUGUUCAGUGAAAUGACUUGCAAAUCUAUAGCAGUUACAUAAACCAUAAAUAUUACGCAUUACAUAAAUAUGUCUGCUGGAGUACCUUCAUGGAAGGCUAUAUGUUUUCAUAUUUUCAUGAUGCAUUUUCAUGGUGCAUGGUGCAUUUUCCAAGCUUGAGUUCACAGACAAGGGAUUUUGCUCUGACCCUGACAAGUAAUUUAAACACAUGUUCCCAAAGGCCGGAUAUAUCAGUUGUCUCCAGUGGUUGCCUUGGUUACUCCCUAACAAUUGUCUUCAUUUCUGACAUCGAGGCACACUGUCAAUUUGCCGUGCUCUGAGAAUGUCUUAGUUACAACUGACAUGUUCAUAUGCUGAGAACAUUGGGGUACAAAGAAGUAUGUUUGUACUUAGCCAGAUAUGUUUACAGAAUGACACCCCCACCCACACAAAUGGAAAUGCAUAAUCUGUGAGCACGCUGACUGAAACAUUUCCCUACAGAGCAGGUGGAGGCAACUUGACAUUGACAGUUUUGUACGUCCUCCAAGUAUGAAGCAGACUCUGUGACAUUCUUCUUGGUGAAUGGUUCUAGAAAGAUUUAUCAGAGGACACAGUGAUUUGGAGCACCAGAGAUGGCUUGAGACAUAUGGGCAGCCACUUAUUCACAAGGUUCAGCUUACGUAGGUGGGGCUGUGUUAUAUACUUACUUGCCAUCAGGCAAACUUUUUUUGUUUGAAUAAACUGUGUAUGUGAUGCUACUAACAACAUGAACCAUGUAAAAUCUAAAAAAUGUAUGCGAAAAUAAUUUUUAUGACUAUUAUAAAAUAUUUAUUGCCUUUCAUUGUAAAUACAACCUGAUGAAUCUAUUUGUCCUUUGUUAAUAAAGC
Anguilla anguilla (European eel) is the source of this 3158-nucleotide messenger RNA. It is a transcript of the gene fgf24, whose product is annotated as fibroblast growth factor 24. Gene Ontology annotation, biological process: positive regulation of protein phosphorylation; heart morphogenesis; positive regulation of cell population proliferation. The transcript is spliced from 5 exons. Gene Ontology annotation, cellular component: cytoplasm. The record is from RefSeq and is a predicted model, not a curated record. Bases 637 to 1269 code for a protein of 210 amino acids. NCBI's taxonomy places the organism in Eukaryota, Metazoa, Chordata, Actinopteri, Anguilliformes, Anguillidae. Gene Ontology annotation, molecular function: type 1 fibroblast growth factor receptor binding; type 2 fibroblast growth factor receptor binding; growth factor activity.